AUGUACUGCUGUAAAACCUGCUGGGCACGCCACUUCUCCAAUCUCCCCAGCGCACACACAGCACCGGGCAGAGGACCCGGCGGACGUGACGAGAAGAGUCGACUGAUCUCAGCGUUCUUUUCGACGCGGAGGGUGCUGGAAGGCUGCCGGGAACAGGUGGCCAGGGUUCGCGCAGUGGUGUUUCGCAUCCCGCCUGUGAAAGAUGGACGUCGUGCCAGUAACUGGCGGAGCACCUGGGAAGCGGAAGGCCGCCCGAAGAAGACGAGCGUGUCCCUGGCGACCGCCACCAACGCCAGGGUGGAGACGAUCAUGGGCCAGCCCUCCUUCCACGCCGCAACGGGGCACCUGGGAGGCGUGUUCUGCCUCGCGGCAAGCGCGGGAAACCUCGGCGGGAUCCAAACCGCGGCCAGGGAGUCCGGGGACGGCUGGAAGUCCCUCGGCCCCGUGGUAAUGAUGACGGCGGAAGCGGCAUCCGCCGGGCACCUGCACAUUCUCGAGUGGGCGAAGUCGUCGGGGUGCCGGCUCAGCGUCCACGUUCUGCGGUCCGCCAUCAAGGGAGGGCACCUCGAAGUUGUCCGCUGGGCCCGGGACGAGGCGGGGGCGCCUUGGUUUCCGGACGCGUGCCGCCUGGCCGCCCUCGGCGGACACCUGCACGUCCUGCGGUUUUUGAGAGAAGAGGGGAGACCCUGGGAUGAACAGACGUGUACUGUUGCGGCCGAGGGGGGGCAUCUCGAAGUCCUUAAGUAUGCGAGGAGGCAUGGCUGUCCUUGGGACACCAGCACGUGCAGCUCCGCCGCCUGGGGAAACCGCUUGCAGGUGCUCAAGUGGGCCCGCGAGCACGGAUGCCCGUGGGACGUAACCGUUUCGCACGGUGCCGCGCUGGCUGGCAACCUGCCGAUGCUAAUCUGGGCGCGCCAGAACUGCUGCCCCUUGGACAGGCGCACGUGCUCGUACGCGGCUCUCGGGGGACACCUGGAAUGCUUGCAGUGGCUGAAGAGAGAAGGGUGCCCCUGGGACGAAGACACCGCUGCCUGCGCGGCGCAGGGGGGUUAUCUUGAGGUUCUGCGUUGGGCGGUAGAGGAGGGAGGGUGUCCCUGGAAUGAGCGAACGUGCGCCAGAGUGGCAGCAACCCGUCGACACAAAGAGGUGGUGGAAUGGAUGCAGGGCCUGCCAGUUAUAUAA
Ectocarpus siliculosus is the source of this 1182-nucleotide messenger RNA. NCBI's taxonomy places the organism in Eukaryota, Phaeophyceae, Ectocarpales, Ectocarpaceae. The record is from the annotation of a GenBank genome assembly.